Messenger RNA from Dracunculus medinensis (Guinea worm), 1344 nucleotides. The record is from the annotation of a GenBank genome assembly. Lineage: Eukaryota; Metazoa; Nematoda; Chromadorea; Rhabditida; Dracunculidae.
AUGGAUAUAAAUGAAUAUUUUUUAAUAGUAUUGUAUUGUUUAUUAGCAUUAUGUGGUUUUUUUGGUAAUAUAUGGGUUAUAAACCAUCAAUAUUUAACAUAUUUGUAUAUAUUAAUAUUAUCAAUUGUUGAUUUUAUAUCAAUAUUGUCAUUGCCACUAAUAAUUAUUGAUAUUUUAUACAAUCAAUGGCCAUUUAAUAUAUAUUUAUGUAAAUUUUUAUUUUUUUGUGAAGGAACAAACAAAACAUUAUCACCGCUAAUAUUAACAUUAUUAUCAAUUGAUCGCUAUAUUAUAAUUUGUCUUCCGAAUAAUUAUUAUCGACAGAAUGAAUAUUUUUUAUUAUUUUUACUAACAUUUGUUGUUAUUUCAUUAUUUUUUAUAAUACCAAUAAUUUAUAAAGCGGAAAUAACGGUAAUGUUUGAUAAUUAUUUCAAAGAACAUACGAAAUGCGUUUUACAAAUUUCUAAAUUUUAUGAUUUUUUGCAUAUAUCAAUUUGUUACAUUUUGCCAUUAUUAGUAAUUGUUAUUGUUUAUUUAAAUAUUUUAAAAAAAUUAUAUAAACAUAUAAAAUCGAGUACCAUUGGCAAUAAAAGUAAUAUCUCGUUGAAUCGCGUUAUUAAAUCGUCGGUUAUGAUUGUUCUUUUUUAUUUUAUUUGUUGGACGCCUUAUUGGAUUUUAAGAAUUUUCGCUGUUUUUUUUGGUUCUGAAAUAGUUUCCAUUUAUUUCGAAAUGAUUAAAUUAAUUUUUUAUUUUAAUAUUUUAAUAUUUUUUUAUGUAGAAAUAAUAAUUUCAGAACCAUUAGAAGGAACGAAAUCAUCAUCGUCAUUUGUUAAUAUUGAUAAUAACAGUAGUUAUAAUAAUAUUUUGUUAGUAAAUAACAAUAAUAAUUCAUCGUCAUUAUCGUUAUUAUCAUCACUAUUAUUAUCACCAACAGCAGCAGCAAGAAUUUCAUUAGUAAAUUCAUCGUCGCUAGCGGAAAGUAUUAUUAUUAAUAAUGCUUCUUUAAUUAAUAAUUUUAAUUUAACCACAACGACGACGACAAUGGCGACGACGACAACGACACCAUCGACAAGUCAUAUAAUGUUAAUGUAUAUUGUACAUUCACUGCCAUAUGCGCAGAGCGCAUUUAAUUGGGUUUUUUAUGCAUUUCUUAAUAAAAAUUUAAGAAAUUCUUUUAAAAAGAAUAAUAAUUUUGGAUUGAAAAUUAUUCAAAAUAAAAGAAAAAAUAAUUAUUGGAAAAAUGAUAUAAAAAUUGAUCAAAAUUAUCGUCGUUAUUCGUGUUAUAAAAAUGGUAAAAAAUUUAUUUUGGCAAAUAAAUAUUCAUGUUUUUUCAAUAAACGGUAA